UUUUUUUCCAUUUACUGAUAGCGUACGUCACACGAUUCUAUGAAAUUUUUUCAGUCAUAUUGUAAACUGUAAUCUUUUGCCGAUAAACAUAAUUGGCAGUCGUAUUUUCGUAUUUAGGAGUACAUAGAUUGAUACAAGCGGCUUACAAAUAAUAAAUUGUUUUUCAUGUUCGUCUUUCUGGUGCCUUUUAACUUUGUGAUUAUGACAUCCUCACAGUGAAUGCUUGUUGUCGUCGUUUUACCUUAUUAUAAUUAAAACAACUAGUUCGUGUUACCGUUGUAUAACAGUUUACGUAUUAUAUAACCAUGGCUGAACCUGAUGAAAAUCCGUUUGGAGAUCCCACUGUGGGUCAUCCUUUUCAGGAUCCUUCAGUCAAAGAACUAACAAAUAAUAAAGUACAGUCUUUAAUUGAAGACUUCAAUCCAUUUGGAAAGGAACAGAAUGUUGCUAACAAUGCGAAACCUCCUAUACGAGGAGCAGCCAAUCCACCAUUAAAUUCAAUGCCAGCUGUUAUGUCACCUACUCAAGAAUAUCCAGUUACACCACAAGUAGCUCCAACUUAUGGAAGAAAUCCUGGUGAUGUGUCAGCUGAUUUAUUGGCUAGAAAAGCUGAACUUGAUCGAAGGCAAGCUGAAUUAGAUAAAAGAGAAGAAGAAUUACGUAAUGCUACAAUCAAUGUUCGUCAAAAUAAUUGGCCUCCAUUACCAAAAGGAUUUUGUUAUCAACCAUGUUUUUAUUUGGAUAUUAAUGUAGAAAUUCCGACCGAUUUUCAACAUGUAGUGAGACAACUAUACUAUUUAUGGUUAUAUCAUACUGGUUUGCUUGUAUGCAAUAUAUUGAUCGCUACUAUUUUACUUUUCACUACAGCAGCGAUUGGUGUAUUUAUUAUGUCAAUUAUUUAUACUGGAAUGUUGGUGCCACUUUCAUUUUUAUUUUGGUUCCGCCCUGGGUAUAAAGCAUUUCGUGAUGACAGUUCUUUCAAUUUCAUGCUAUACUUCUUCGUAUUUUGUAUUCAAUUUGUUAUUUCAAUAGUCCAAGCAUUGGGUACUAAGGAUUCAGGCUAUAAUGGAAUAUUUUCGGCCUUUAGUCUUUAUGAAAAUGCACAUCCAUUUUUAGGUACAAUGGUCUUAUUAAUGGGAAUUUCUUUUGCUCUUGGUGCAGCAAUGGACUUCCUUUUAUUGAAUAAAAUUCACAGAAUCUAUCGUAGCUCUGGCGCUAGUUUUGCUAAGGCACAAGAAGAAUUCCGUUCAGGUGUAAUCUCUAGUGGUGCUGUUUCCAACGUCAUAACAUCUAACAUCAGAUUUUAAAAUAAUAAAUUAUAAAUACUCAAUAUACUAUCUAUUUAACCCAUAAUAUUACCUUUGAAUAUAAUAUAUUGUCAUCUUGUGUUC
Messenger RNA from Sipha flava (yellow sugarcane aphid), 1391 nucleotides. RefSeq names its product secretory carrier-associated membrane protein 1 (gene Scamp). The transcript has 9 exons. Gene Ontology annotation, cellular component: trans-Golgi network membrane; recycling endosome membrane. Lineage: Eukaryota; Metazoa; Arthropoda; Insecta; Hemiptera; Aphididae. The record is from RefSeq and is a predicted model, not a curated record. The coding region runs from base 306 to 1307 and encodes 333 amino acids. Gene Ontology annotation, biological process: protein transport.